Molecule: messenger RNA, 2628 nt
Organism: Lachancea mirantina
Lineage: Eukaryota; Fungi; Ascomycota; Saccharomycetes; Saccharomycetales; Saccharomycetaceae
Source: the annotation of a GenBank genome assembly
AUGGCGUUUAUACCCCAAAUAAGGGCAUGCCGUCAUUUUGGGAGUGGCUCGCCAAUUGAUUUGCUCAAAAUUGGAGCUAAAUGGCAAGAGAAAGUACUGAAAUCGGUGCCCAAAAAUUUGGCACCUAGGAAUGGGAAAAACAUCUAUGUGUUAGCCCAAUUCCCGUAUCCAUCCGGUCUCUUGCAUAUUGGUCAUCUGAGAGUGUAUACAAUUUCAGAUACGCUGAAUAGGUUUUAUCAGAUGAAAGGCUACGACGUUAUUCAUCCGAUGGGUUUCGACGCCUUUGGACUGCCCGCUGAAACUGCCGCGGUAGAAAGAGGCAUUGACCCAGCAGAUUGGACCAGACAAAACAUUAAUAUCAUGCGAGAUCAAUGUUCUGCCAUGUUGGCCAAUUUCGAUUGGGAUCGCGAAGUAGUUACCUGCGAUCCAGAUUAUUACAGGUUUACGCAACAGAUCUUUCUUGAAAUGUUCAAGAGAGGUCUCGCGUACCAAAAAGAGGCAGAAAUUAAUUGGGACCCCGUUUACGACACUGUUCUUGCCAAUGAGCAAGUCGAUUCCGAGGGGAGGUCAUGGAGAUCAGGAGCAAUAGUUGAAAAAAGGUUUCUCAAACAGUGGUUCCUUGGUAUUACGCGAUAUGCAGACAAGCUGAACAGUGAGCUGGAUAUGCUAACGGAUUGGCCCGAAAAAGUUAAGAGAAUGCAAAGACAUUGGAUCGGAAGAUCAAAGGGCACAGAGGUCGAUUUCGAGACGCAGACCGGUGAUACUAUUAAAGUGUUUACCACUAGAGUUGAUACUCUAUUCAGUGUUCAGUAUGUUGCAUUGUCUUUGACUCAUCCGGUGGUUAAACAGUUAGCAGAAAUAAACCCUACUGUCGAUCGAUUUGUACGCGAGGUCAAGGGCAUAAGCGAGGACUCCAAGAAAGGAAUGAUUUUGCCCGGAGUUAAAGCGAUUAACCCUCUUUCAAAAUCUUCUGACUUUGAUAUACCUGUUUUCGUUGCACCAUACGUUUUGGAUUCCUAUGGUCAUGGUGCCGUCAUGGGAUGCCCAGCCCAUGAUGAGCGUGAUUUUGCCUUUUGGGCCGAGAACAUGCCUUCGAGCCCAGUUCUGCCUACAGUAGAGCCUCUAGAAACAACUUUUGAAGGUCACUUCUAUGCUGGAAAGACCGGAAUUUUAAACUCCAAUGCCGAGCAGUACGCAGGGAUGACACUCCACGAUGCCGCCGAACAGAUAGCAAAGGAUCUUUCAAAGAUUGGAAGGGGAAAGCCGACGGUACAGUUUAAAUUACGCGACUGGUUGAUAAGUCGGCAGAGAUAUUGGGGAACUCCUAUUCCAAUCAUUCAUUGUGACAAUUGCGGUCCAGUACCGGUUCCAGAGAACGAUCUCCCGGUUGUUUUGCCUCGGGUAACAAAGCUUGCUCCAAAAGGCAAUCCUUUACAAAAUUUGAGCGAUUUCGUGAACACAAAGUGCCCAUCCUGUGGAGGUGAGGCUAAGAGAGAAACAGAUACCAUGGACACCUUUAUCGAUAGCUCAUGGUAUUUCUUCCGUUUCAUUGAUCCGAAAAACAACAAGAGCCCGUUCUCCCCUGAACUUGCUGCCAAACAUAUGCCUGUCGAUCUUUACAUUGGAGGAAUAGAACAUGCUAUUUUGCAUCUCCUAUAUGCAAGAUUUGUCUCUAAGUUUCUCUCUGACGCCGGUUGGUGGGACGGUUCCAGAGUCGACGGUGAACCUUUCAAGAAACUAGUAACACAAGGAAUGGUUCACGGCAAGACACUGUGCAACCCAAAGGAUGGAAGGUUUUUGAAGCCUGAUGAAGUGACUAUCAAUGAAGAAGGUGUCACUGUGAUCAAAUCGACCGGUGAAGUGCCUGAGAUCUCUUACGAAAAGAUGUCGAAAUCAAAAUACAAUGGUGUAGAUCCAUUGGAAUGCAUAUCGACUCAUGGUGCUGAUGUUACCAGAGCUCACAUUCUUUUUCAAGCUCCGGUAUUCGAUGUGCUGAAAUGGGAUGAUGAAAAGAUAGUUGGCGUUAAAAGGUGGUUAACGAAGAUGAUAUCCCUGACGAAUAAACUGUUUACCUCCGACUUAAAAUUUUUCAGAGGCUUCAAGGUCUCUAAAGAUCUCACUAAUAUGGAAAUAUCCUUCCACAACGAAGUGCAGCAUCUUUUGCGCAGUAUAACAGAUUCGUUCGAGAAAACUCUUUCAUUGAACACAGUCAUCUCAGACUAUAUGAAGAUAACCAACAAAAUCGACGAAGCCCUUAAUUCCUCCACAAUCAACCCCAACUUGAUAUCUUUGGCCAUGCAAAGCUUAGCCAAAUCCAUAUACCCGGUUGCUCCAUGUGUCGCUGAAGAAAUUGCUGCCAUAAUAACAACUCAUGAAUCGGGUAACACUUUUGAUCUCUACCGUUGGCCAGAGAUCGAGCUUGCGCCGUUGAAAGACGUGAUCAACUACAAAAUAGUUGUGAAUGGAAAGAUGCGGUUCAUGUAUGAGGCCGAUUCCAGAUUUUUGGACGAUAAAGACUUGGCCCUGCGGUUGUUACAAGACUCGGAGGGCGGUAAAAAAUACCUAAAGGAAAAAGAUAUAAAGAAAGUUAUCUACAAGAUGGGUGUGAUAAGCUUUGUUCUCGUGUAA